This is a messenger RNA of Drosophila navojoa, 859 nucleotides long. RefSeq names its product Tetraspanin 42Ee (gene Tsp42Ee). Gene Ontology annotation, cellular component: plasma membrane. NCBI's taxonomy places the organism in Eukaryota, Metazoa, Arthropoda, Insecta, Diptera, Drosophilidae. The record is from RefSeq and is a predicted model, not a curated record.
GUCGUGCUCUGUUCAAUUUAAAAACAGUUCUUCAACGAGUCGGACGUUCCGUGCGCGUGUUGCUUUAAAUAAAAAAAAAAUAAUUUGAAUCGGAAAAGGAAACCAACAAUUAAGCAAAAUGGAUUGUGGAACAUCUAUGGUUAAAUAUAUACUCUUUAUAUUCAAUACCAUUGUGUCGAUUAUUGGCAUUUUGAGCAUUGUAUUUGGGGUGAUCAUACUGCAGAGCGUUGGCACCAUUGAGGUCAAUGGCCAGACCGGCUUCCCACCUCAGGCAGCGAUGCCCAUCCUGCUGAUCACCCUUGGCUCUCUUGUAGUGUUCAUCUCGUUCCUGGGCUGCUGCGGUGCCAUUCGCGAAUCUGUGUGCAUGAUGAUGAGCUAUGCCGUCUGCCUGUUGGUUCUGCUCAUUCUUCAGCUGACAAUUGUUGUACUCUUGUUCACCAACAAGGAGAAGUUCGAUACUGCCAUGGGUGAAGUGAUUGACAAGGCCUGGGCUUCGCCGGAAGCUCGUGAGGGCGGUGUUUUCGAUGCCAUUCAGAAAUCGCUUCAUUGCUGCGGCAGCAAUGGUGUUCAGGAUUAUGUUUCAUUGAACUUCUUAAACAGCGGACUACCUUCCAGCUGCUGUGAAGGCUCUUGCGCCAAUCCAUUGAACAUUUAUGGUGGUUGCCGUGCUAAGUUUGUUGAUUUUAUGUCUGGCAGCUCCGAGAAGGCCAAAUACGUCGGUCUGGGUCUCAUUGUUGUUGAGCUGGUUGGCUUCAUCUUCGCCUGUUGCUUGGCAAACAAUGUGCGCAACUACAAGCGCCGCAAUGGUUACUAAAUCGAGCAUUUAAAUACACAACGUACACAUACGAUACACAUACAC